AUGAUCCGCCCAUCACCUGGUACGCCCCGUUCACACGAUACUCGACCUUAUCACCUGGCCAUAGAGGGAGGCGGGCCGCACUGCUAUCCUUGUGGGUAUGUUCAGUACAGCGCGGGGGACGGGGGCGGGGCGUGCGGGACGCUUGUCUCCACCCUCCCCCCGCCCAUCGACCUGUACCGCCCCGCCCGCCGACCAAUCAGAGCCCAGCCUCUGGACAGCACCUUGUCCAACAAAGUGGAGUACUACGUGAAGUGGAAGGGAUGGAAACCGAAACACAACACGUGGGAACCAGAGGAGAACAUCCUGGACCCGAGACUGAUACAGAGCUUCGAGAGGGGGGAGGAGAUGAGGAAGGCGGGGAGGAGGAGGGAGAGGGAACAGUCGCCGGGGGAGACGCGGCCGAGGAGCGGCUCCGAGGAGAGGGGCGCGGGGGGCAAGAGGAAGGCCGAGGUGCUGAGCAGGGAGUCCGGGAAGAUAGGGGUCACCAUCACUAUGAGCCCGCCCGCCAAGAGACACGACGCUGGGAAGACGAGCGGCGCCCGGACACAUAUACAGCCCGCCGCGACGCACGGGGGAGCGCCCGCACCCGCCUCACCCGCUGUAGAGGCGGCCGCGCCACGGACGGGGCCGAGGAGGACGCCGCACUCACCCGAGGAGGCCGACCAACACACGCCCGACGACACGCGGAGCGACACGCAGCCCGCCGGGCCGGACGAGCCGAAAGGAGCGCGCCCGCCACCACAACAACACCAACACGAACAGGUCGACGACCCCUGGCUCAAGGAACACGUCGCGCCCCCGCCGCCGCCCCGCCGCGGCGCCGCCUACUGGAUGGCGCGCUCACCCGUCGCUGACCAGAUCUUCAUCACGGACGUCACCGUCAACCUGCAGACCGUCACCAUCAGGGAGUGCCGCACCGAGAAGGGGUUCUUCAAGACGAGGGAGCAUCGACCUCUGGACAUUACGUAG
This is a messenger RNA of Danaus chrysippus (African queen), 969 nucleotides long. NCBI's taxonomy places the organism in Eukaryota, Metazoa, Arthropoda, Insecta, Lepidoptera, Nymphalidae. The record is from the annotation of a GenBank genome assembly.